AUGUCUCUCAAGCCCAUCACCCUCUACAGCCACUCCAGCGGUCCCAACCCCUGGAAGGUGGUCAUGAUCUUCAAUGAACUCAACAUCCCCUUCGAGACCAAGUACCUCCAGUUUCCUGAGAUGAAGCAGGAGCCCUUCGAGAAGAUCAACAUCAACGGCCGUGUCCCCGCCAUCGAGGACCCCAACACCGGUAUCAUCCUGUGGGAGUCCGGCGCCAUCCUUGAAUACCUUGUCGAGACCUACGACAAGGAGAACAAGAUCAGCUUCGCUACUGGCACCCCCGAAUACUUUCAGGCCAAGCAGUGGCUGCACUACCAGAUGUCCGGCCAGGGCCCCUACUUCGGCCAGGCCGUGUGGUUCUCCAAGUACCAUCCCGAAAAGUUCCAGAGUGCCAUCGAUCGCUACAUUAACGAGAUUCGUCGCGUUUCGGGUGUGAUCAACCGUGCUCUCGAAGGAAAGGAGUACCUUGUUGGUGGAAAGUACUCAUAUGCCGAUGUCGCCUUUGUGCCAUGGUUCGAUCUCGUCUCGUGGAUUUCCCCCGCAAACCCGAUCGAUCUUGAGAAGGACUUCCCCAACCUCAAUGCCUGGUUGAACAGACUCAAGGCGAAACCAGCUGUGUCCAAGGCUUUGCAGGACAGAGCCGCUGCGAUUGCUGCUUCGCAGCACUAA
Molecule: messenger RNA, 669 nt
Organism: Aspergillus wentii DTO 134E9
Lineage: Eukaryota; Fungi; Ascomycota; Eurotiomycetes; Eurotiales; Aspergillaceae
Product: glutathione S-transferase family protein
Exons: 1
Coding region: 1-669 (222 amino acids)
Source: RefSeq, a predicted model, not a curated record